Messenger RNA from Trematomus bernacchii (emerald rockcod), 2926 nucleotides. RefSeq names its product ddb1 and cul4 associated factor 11 (gene dcaf11). Gene Ontology annotation, biological process: proteasome-mediated ubiquitin-dependent protein catabolic process. Gene Ontology annotation, cellular component: Cul4-RING E3 ubiquitin ligase complex. The record is from RefSeq and is a predicted model, not a curated record. Gene Ontology annotation, molecular function: protein binding. Lineage: Eukaryota; Metazoa; Chordata; Actinopteri; Perciformes; Nototheniidae. Bases 221 to 1885 code for a protein of 554 amino acids. The transcript has 15 exons.
UUUUGUAAACAACAUGGCGAUUCACGGACUGGCCCUGCUAGCUUACUGACUAAACACUGUGCUGCCAAACGUCAGCCAUUGUGUGUGAUAAACGUCAUAUAUUAGACCUUGCGGGAGUCACGCGUUGGCUUUAUUGUUAAGUUCGCACCGAGACGACAAAGAGUCUGGCCGACGAGCUGUCAAGAAGAGCGUCUGACAGUCAAACGGCCCUCUUCAGUCUAUGGGCUCUCAGUCCAGUUCUGGGAUGUCUGGAGGAAGGGGCUCUUCCAGUGGCAACCCAGCUGAGCAGUCAGACGCAGCAGAACCGAACCAGAGCAGCAGCAGCAGCAGCAGCAGCAGUAGCCGGGGCCGCAGGACGGCCGACAGGCAGCAAGGAGACCGACCGGCAGCUUCAGAGGAGGACGUUGACUUAGCUGAAGUGCUGGCUUACCUACUGAGAAGGGGCCAGGUCCGACUGGUCCACGGCAGCGGGGCCACAGGCCUGCAGCUGGUCCAGUCUUACUCUGACUCUGACGAGGACAGCGAUGGAGCCUGGGAAGGGCGGCUGGGCGACCGCUACAACCCCCCAGUGGACACCCAACCAGACACGCAUGAAGUGGACCAGAGUGAGAUCCGAACUCAGAUCCUGCUGGCCACCGGCUCCUCUAUGCUGAAAAACCGACACAGUUUCACCCACAUGCUAACAGAGAGGGAACAAGGCAGAUGUAGAGGCUCCAGUUUUUCCCACGGAGAGUGCAGUCGUAUCCGAACACAUUUUCUGCCAAACUAUGUAUCCCACAAGGAUACGUACCAGCAGAAAGCCUUCUGUGGAGUGUACAGCGAGGAUGGCAACAUGUUCCUCUCUGCCUGCCAAGACCAGAACAUCCGCCUGUACGACACCAGCCGGGGACGCUUUCACCUACGACGGACAGUGAAGGCUCGGGAUGUGGGGUGGAGCGUGCUGGACGUCUGCUUCACCCCUGACUCUCAGAAUGUGCUCUACUCCAGCUGGUCUGACUACAUUCAUUUGUGCAGUAUAGAUGGAGACAGUGAAAACCACACCGCCCUGGACCUCAAUCCAGAUGAGAGGAGGUUCUGUGUGUUCUCACUGGCUGCGUCCACAGAUGGCAACGAGAUCCUGGGAGGAGCGAACGACGGCUGCCUUUACGUUUUUGAUCUUGAGCAGAAUAAACGAACGUUGAAGAUUGAUGCCCACGAGGACGACGUGAAUGCGGUGGCGUUCGCCGACAGCUCGUCCCAGCUGCUCUUCUCUGGCAGCGACGACGCGCUGUGCAAGGUGUGGGACAGACGGACACUGCGGGAGGACAGACCGCAGCCUGUCGGACAGCUGGCCGGACACCGAGACGGCAUCACCUUCAUUCACAGCAAGGGAGACGCACGCUAUCUGAUCAGCAACUCCAAGGACCAGUCCAUCAAGCUCUGGGACAUCAGGAAGUUUUCCCCCAAAGAGGGGCUGGCAGCUUCCCGUCUGGCUGUCACGCAACAAAACUGGGAUUACCGCUGGCAGCAGGUUCCCCAGAGAGCCCUGAAGAGACACAAGCUGACAGGCGACACCUCGGUGAUGACGUACCGCGGUCACGGCGUUCUGCACACCCUCGUCCGCUGCCGUUUCUCUCCAGAGUUCACCACCGGGCAGAGGUUCAUCUACUCUGGCUGCUCCACUGGCAAAAUCAUCAUUUAUGACGUUCUGACGGGCAGCGUGGUCUCCAGACUGUCGGGCCAUGAAGCGUGUGUGAGGGACGUCAGCUGGCACCCGUACGAGGACAACAUCAUCAGCAGCUCUUGGGACGGAGCGGUGCGAAUGUGGGAGCACAGAGAGACCCAUCCGCUAGAGGAGGAGAGAGAGCGGGAGAGAGACUGUCCGACGACGGACAAAAACCUUUAAGACGGCGAGAGAAGAAGAAGAAGAAGAAGAAGAGACACACAAAUGGAAAGAUGAGGAAAUGACCUCACUGCAGAAAGAGCAUCGCUGACCCUAACGAAGGAAGACAAUAAGUCCUGAAGGACUGGGAGACUUAACCAUCCUUUACAUUCAAUGCUGGAUAUUAUUGAUUUCAAUUAUAACGAGUUGAAAAGUGUAAAUCUGGAGGGCAAUAAAGCCUAACAUCCAAGUGCAGAUUAGGACUCAGUGGGACGACCUGCUUCUGUUUUUGUUUUUGCCUCAUUGUCAACAAGCCAAAGCUUCUAAACUUGGCCCGGCAAACGUGCUCAAACAUGUAGCACGGCUCUUACUUAAUGAGCAACGAAAAAAUGAAUGGUAAGUUAGUUAUAUAGAAAUCAAUUUUGGGUGAUGCAGGGAGAAACUGACAAGGGUAAUUCUGUAUAAAUGUAUAGUAUUUUAAUGGUAUGUGCAUUCAGGGAGGGGGUUUAGAUUGUUGUCAGUGUGCUGAAUAGGAUGUUGAUGUUAUUAAUGACAUAAGCUGUGUCCUAUUUGAGGGGCUGUCAAGUUAAAGGCUGGUUAUAUUAUAUUAAGCCAGCACAUUAUUUACCAAUUGCCCCAAAUUAGGGAAACUUCCUAGUGGUCAACAUCCUAUUUAGUUUUCCAUUAUUCCAAGUUGACCGGAAAACCCGUAACAUGAGUUUUACUUUCAAUUUCAUAAGGAUUUUAUGUUCAAACCUCUUAAAACUGUCAAGUUUAAACACAACCCCUCUAGUAAACACAGCGAUGGUCUGAAGUCUUAUUAUUGAUCAUGUGUCAGCACUCUACUCUGUAAAACAAGCCCUGGGUGUAAAAAAAGUCAUUUUGUUUGCCAAUAUAAACCUCUGAUCUGUUUCAAAGAUUUGAAUGUGUGUGAUAAUAGGUAUUACUUUGUGAAGGGACUGGAUCAAAACGUACACACUGAUCUGUAUAUGCAAUUUUCAGGUGUUCAUAGUUCACUCUCAGAACGUUGUUUUACAGUAACAAUAAAAGCUUUCUUUCAAUGUA